GUGACGUCAGCUCCCAGUCAGGCGCUAUGUGCGGACUAAGUGCCGUAAAGUGACGCACUUCCGGUAAUGUGAGUCUUCUACUUCGUCUGCUGUGAGAGUGCGGGUAGAACGCACCGGGGACAGCGGAGAACGACAUGGCGGCCGCCGGGGGCAAGUCCGUGCUGUUUGUGUGCCUUGGAAACAUAUGCCGCUCUCCGAUAGCGGAAGCCGUAUUUAGAAAGCUGGUACAGGAUGAGGGAGUAUCGCACCAGUGGUCCAUAGACAGCGCUGCUACCUCUCACUGGAACGUGGGUUGCUCCCCAGAUUCAAGGGCCGUAAAGUGCCUUAAAAGCCAUGAUACCGAAACAUCGCAUAAAGCAAGACAGAUCACAAAAGAGGAUUUUCUCUCCUAUGACUAUAUUCUCUGCAUGGAUGAAAGUAACCUCAGAGACUUGAAACGUAAAUGUAACCAAGUGCAAAACUUCAAAGCUAAAAUCGAACUGCUUGGAAGCUACGACCCACAAAAGCGACUCAUCAUUGAAGAUCCUUACUAUGGCAGUGAUGAAGAUUUUGAGACCGUCUACGAGCAAUGUCUUAGAUGCUGUAAAUCCUUUUUGGAAAAGUGCUCCUAGUAUUUGACAUUAGUAAUGUUGGAGCUGUGUGCCCCGGCCGUAUCUGUUGCAUUAUGACAGUGCAUUAAUCUUUUAGUCUUGUAUUUAACAAUGGAACAAAAUAUAAUCUAUAAUUUAUACCAUGACGUUAAAGCAUUUCAUGUCUGGAUUUUCCAGAAGGCACAAGAUUUGUUUCAAUCAGGUCCUGGUUUCAUUCUGAAAUGGCAAAUAAAAACCCUUUUACUUUA
Bufo bufo (common toad) is the source of this 838-nucleotide messenger RNA. RefSeq names its product acid phosphatase 1 (gene ACP1). Gene Ontology annotation, biological process: protein dephosphorylation. Gene Ontology annotation, cellular component: cytoplasm. The coding region runs from base 135 to 611 and encodes 158 amino acids. NCBI's taxonomy places the organism in Eukaryota, Metazoa, Chordata, Amphibia, Anura, Bufonidae. The transcript has 6 exons. Gene Ontology annotation, molecular function: non-membrane spanning protein tyrosine phosphatase activity; acid phosphatase activity. The record is from RefSeq and is a predicted model, not a curated record.